GUUAGUGAAUAUUCAGAAUGUUUACGUUCUUCAGAUGGUUACAUAAGUGGAUUUUCAGUAUUAGAACAUUUAGGCCUGGAUGAAUUGCCUUGGUAUGCUAAUUUAAUAGUAUUAUUUGGAAUUUUAAUUAUAGUCAGAGUUUUAGCAUACUUUA
This is a messenger RNA of Racocetra fulgida, 154 nucleotides long. The record is from the annotation of a GenBank genome assembly. Lineage: Eukaryota; Fungi; Glomeromycota; Glomeromycetes; Diversisporales; Gigasporaceae.